This is a messenger RNA of Micromonas pusilla CCMP1545, 1011 nucleotides long. RefSeq lists its product as uncharacterized. NCBI's taxonomy places the organism in Eukaryota, Viridiplantae, Chlorophyta, Mamiellophyceae, Mamiellales, Mamiellaceae. The coding region runs from base 1 to 933 and encodes 310 amino acids. The record is from RefSeq and is a predicted model, not a curated record. The transcript has a single exon.
AUGGCCUCCGCGGGCAUCGCGCUCGCGGAGAACGCGCGCGGCGCGCGGGGUGGACUGACGGGACGAGACUCUAAAACGGGACAAUUCUUUCUGCUGCUCGAACCGCCUGGCGCCGAGCGAGCGAUUUGGCCAAACGAACGGCGAGAUCUUCGCCGCGCGCGAGAGGUCACUCGUUCGCGCGCCUCGCACGCGCGUCGUCCACGCCCGGACGCGCUCGAGGGACGCGCCGUCGUCGUUCGACUCUCGAUCGCGCGGAGGACGCGCGAUCGAUCGCGGCGGGAUUCAGACGUCGUCGACGCGAAGACGAGACGAGGCGCGCGCGACCGCGGAGGGAGGGAAGAUUUUAGGGUAACCACAGCAGCGGAAGGACGAAGACGGGCGGGGCGCGAUGCUCGGUGGCGCGGCGCGACGGAUCGCGGCGCACGCGGCGCGGCGUCUGACGUCCACCGCGUCCGCGCCGCGCGCGACGACGCCGUGCGCGACGCUCCUCGACGCGACGCGCUUUCGAACCCACCGCGCGGCGACGCGAUGGACGGCCGCGCGCGCGUUCGCGUCGUCCCCGACGACGGCGUCCGCGAUCGCCGACUUGCGACGGCCCUCCGCGGAGGCGGAGGGCGCGGGCGAGAAGACGACCGGCGCGUCGGACGCCGCGGUCGCGCCGCGCCGCGCGCGCGUCCACGCGGCGGCGGCGCACCGCCCGCGCGCGCUCACGGUGGACGAGCUCAAGGCGGCGCUCGCGGCGGGCGCGCGCGCGACGCGUCGACCCCUCGAGCUGUGGGCUGGGAUCGUCGACUGGACGACGCCGGGGCGACGCGAGCGCGUCGUCGCGGCGCGGCGACUGCGCGAGUGGCGGUUCGCGGCGAACAGCACGAAGCUGAAGCGGCGGCUGAAGAUGAACAAGCACAAGCAUCGGAAGCGGCGGAAGCGGGAUAGGUUGAAGAACAAGUGAUGAGAUUGGAGGAGAGAGAGAGCGGUAGCCCGCGUUGUUGCGAUGAGAGAGACUUCUCUUCC